AUGGCACAACUACGCGAAUAUUUCAUGGAUCGACGUAAAACACUACACGAUGUUCCCGGUGAUAGUGAAGAUCUGGACUCGCGAUGGCGAGCAUUGUUCGAUUUCCAGACAGCAAUUACGUCUACUGUCGCAGCAGGCAAGAUGAAUUCGACUGGUGCGAUGCUCUCGCCUCCGCUGAGAAAUAAACGACGAUUUGCUAGCUCUGAGCCUACUCCAAUGCAAGGAACAUCUAUCGCAGAAGAGGACGAAGGUGAGAACGUAGAACGCGAGGAUAAUGCAGGUGAGAAGACGGAAAGCGCUGCUGGUGAUCAAACUGAAGCGAACAAGGCUGGACACGAAGAGCAGAUUGAUCAUAAUAAUCGACACACGUCAUCAGGACACAAACGCUUUGCUGUGGCUGAUGAAGGUUUUGACGUGGCAGAGUCGUUGCUUCCUCGCAAGCGGAUGCGGCGUUCAGGUAAUGCUAACGAGGCGGAAGCGAGUGGUGACGAGGCGAACGACCUCGAUCAUCAACUUCAGAGUGAGUCGAAGAGCGAGGAAGAAGAGCCACCUCAAAGUGAUUACGAAGUGCAGCCCGCGGCUGGAGACAAGGAAGAUGACAAGAGAACGCAUCGAAAUCGACGUCGUGCAUGAAUCCGCGAGUUAAGUUGCACCUAGUUAUUUGAACGCGAUGAGUAGUGUAUUUCU
Molecule: messenger RNA, 687 nt
Organism: Phytophthora infestans T30-4
Lineage: Eukaryota; Oomycota; Peronosporomycetes; Peronosporales; Peronosporaceae
Exons: 1
Coding region: 1-633 (210 amino acids)
Source: RefSeq, a predicted model, not a curated record